AUGAAAGAGGCAGCGUAUGCUGAAGAACUGAAAAUUCUUGAAGACUUCAAAAACACCAAGAAUGAAUGGUAUGUGAAAGAAACAGGGAGAAGACGCAGAAAGGCCACUCCUAUUGUUCAAAAAGUUGAGGGAUCUUCUUCACAACCAAAGAAGAAGCAAAAUAAAGUUGCAAAAAUGUUAUUGGUUGAUGAACCUGAAGAAGAUGAAACAGUGGUAGCUGCGGAAGAAGAUCCGUUUAAUGUUGAAGAACAUUUGAUGUUCGAUACUGAAGUCUUAGAGACAGGGCCAACUGUGGAAGUUGAAGUUGAGCAUGUUGUGACUGUUGAAGCUCAGAAAGGGAAAGAUAAAGUUGUUGAUGACAUUGAGGGAGAUGAUGUUGAUAAAGACACAACGAGUUCCUCAAGUUCUUCAGAUGAAGAAAUAGUAGAUGAAACCGAACAUCGAAAAAGAAUCCAAGAAGAGAUAGAAAAAGAGAAACAACUGAGGAAAAGAAAGAGACAGGAAAAGGACGAUGAUGAUGUUUAUGUUCCUUCUCCAGAACAUGUCUCCGAAUCACAAUAUCCUCCAGGAGAUUUUGAUUUCGCAAAUACCUCACAAGUAAAGAAUGUUGAAAAGAAGGUUGAUGAAGUGAUUGCUGAGAACAAGAAGUUAGCCGUUGAAAACAAGAAAGUUAUAGAUCGUGAAAGAAUUCUAGAAAUGCGUGUGAAGAGGUUGGAGAAUGAUAACAAAGAGUUGGUGAAAAAGAUUGAUUCUGAUCAGUCAGAGAUAGACAUCUUGAAGGUGAGAGUUGCUGAGCUUGAGGAAGAAAAGGCUCGACAUGAUGAACAAAAUGAAUACUUCAAGUAG
Helianthus annuus (common sunflower) is the source of this 846-nucleotide messenger RNA. RefSeq names its product serrate RNA effector molecule homolog. The record is from RefSeq and is a predicted model, not a curated record. The transcript has 2 exons. Bases 1 to 846 code for a protein of 281 amino acids. NCBI's taxonomy places the organism in Eukaryota, Viridiplantae, Streptophyta, Magnoliopsida, Asterales, Asteraceae.